AUGAAUAAAAACAACAAGAAAUCUUCGAGGAAAAGGCCAGCUUAUAAAUCGUCAAAUGAGUCAAGCAAGUCAAAGUGCAAGUGCAAUCACAACAUUAUUGAUGUCAAUGAUGAAGGCGAAGGUUAUUUGAUUGCUGAUCAAGUGGAGCCUGUUUUUGUGGAUAGAUCUGACGGUGUUAAUCAAGGUUUAGGUUGGAAAAAAUAUGACGAACAAUUUCGUUUGAAACGUGCUUUUAAUUUGGACAUGUCGUGGUCAGACGUGGACUCAGAGUUAUGGUUGUUGUAUAUGUAUAGUCCUAAUCAAUAUUCAUUGAGCCGUAGCGUCAAUAAUUCUAACGCAGUUAAUAUUAGACAGGGGGGUCAAAAUAUUUCGGGUUUUGAAAAUCUCAGAGUAUGGAUUGUAGGUUCUUCUUUAGUCAAAAAGGCAUUUCCAGCAGCACAUGCUACAGGAAGCAAUCUGGGCUUAGAUCACUUCGGUUGUUCAAUUUGGUGGCAAGGAAAAUCAGGUUUAAGAUUAAUUGAUAUGGUUCCACAUUUGAAAACACUGUCAAAGUUUGAAAAUCCUCCAGCUUAUCUAAUUAUUCACUGUUGUGGAAAUGAUAUUGGUACAGUUCCUUGCAAGUGGUUGCGGGAUAGAAUUGAUGAGACGUUGGAUGAUAUUAAAAUUCAUUUCCCAAAUACCAUUUUGAUUUGGUCGCAGAUUCUACCAAGAAAGAAUAAUUUGGUUCUGUUCGAAAUAAAUCAUCACAUUGUUGGAAGCGUUCUAACAGUUGAAGACAUGACGGUGGAUUUUAUUGGUGGAUUAGAGUAUUAUUAUCCUGGAAGUGAAUAG
Messenger RNA from Lottia gigantea (owl limpet), 831 nucleotides. RefSeq lists its product as hypothetical. NCBI's taxonomy places the organism in Eukaryota, Metazoa, Mollusca, Gastropoda, Lottiidae. The coding region runs from base 1 to 831 and encodes 276 amino acids. The record is from RefSeq and is a predicted model, not a curated record. The transcript is spliced from 4 exons.